This is a messenger RNA of Populus nigra (black poplar), 631 nucleotides long. RefSeq lists its product as uncharacterized. Bases 257 to 580 code for a protein of 107 amino acids. The record is from RefSeq and is a predicted model, not a curated record. Lineage: Eukaryota; Viridiplantae; Streptophyta; Magnoliopsida; Malpighiales; Salicaceae. The transcript has 2 exons.
CCGAAUCAGUCUUCUCUUCAGUGACAUAAUGAGAACAACGUCUGAACUCUGAACAUUAAAUCCCUAAUUUCCUUUUCAAAGGGCUUCGCUUUCUCCAGGGAAGAGGCUUUCUGGAGUGAAGCUUUCACCUGCUGUCUCGAACUCUACUGGAAAGAAGAAGAUUGCAAAUAUUGUCGCUGGGAUUUCAAAAGUUUCAGAAGCGCUGGUUGGGUCUGCAAAGAUUAGUAGGAAGAAUUGGGAUGGGAUACCAACUGCGAUGGGUUCAGGGGAGAUGAAAGAGAAGGGUGAAGCCAAGAAGAAACCGGAUCUGCAAGCGAUUUUGCAGACUCAGGAGAAAAAACUGAACACCAAGUUGAGGAAGUUAGCCCUAAUAAAGAUAACUAUGGAGGCAACAAUGAGAUUCCAGAGGGCACUGAUGACAAGGACCAUGACAAUAGUGAUGGUAAGGGAAUCAUCUGUAGGAAAUGAUCUUAAUAACUCCGGUGCCGCAUAUAUGUUUGGCAUAAUUGCAAAAAGAUUUAUCAGAUUAGCAAUUGUUCUUUUGAAGCAGUUGUUUUUCUUCUCUCUGCUAAAUUUUUAAGGUGCUUGAACUAUGUAUGAAUUUUUAUUUGAAGCAUAAUUUUUUUUAAUG